Messenger RNA from Darwinula stevensoni, 1425 nucleotides. The record is from the annotation of a GenBank genome assembly. Lineage: Eukaryota; Metazoa; Arthropoda; Ostracoda; Podocopida; Darwinulidae.
GUGGCGAAUUAUACGAUCCCAGGAGCGUCCAAUAUAAAGUCCUGGAAUUAUACAUUAACGGGCCUCAUACCGAAUACCAACUAUGAAGUCACGAUAAGGGCCAUUGUCGAGGGAGCAGAAUUCUCUGAUCUCUGGUCCAAUUCUUCUAGGGUGAAAGGCAAAACCAAGCCAAAAGACAGGAGCCCAGAUACGCCGCUUGGGAGCUUCCACGUAGAGCGGAUUGAUGAUAGUCUCAGGAAUAUCUCCCUUUAUUGGAUCCCGUUGAGCGACUGGGAACAUUACUCCGACAACUUCACUUACUUGUACCGGCUAACAAGACAUCUUAUCACAACAAAUAUAGGAAUUCCUUGUCCAACGAUCCAAAACAAGACCUCUACGCAUGACGGGGAGUAUAUCUUGGAAUGGAGAGCCCUGGAAGAGGAGAAGACGACGAAUUUCACUGUAUUUUGGUGCUCUUCUCAUCCGGCUUGGCCUAACUGUGAUUCGAACAUUAACUGGCAAGUCGUUUCGAAGAAAACCACCACUUUUGGGCUGAAGUCCAACGAGUCCCUUAAAUUCGCCAUCUCGGCCAAUGGAGAAUCUGGAAGUGGCAGUGGCAUGGGCUGGGAGAAGAUCGUGUUUGAAUCAAAAUCAGGUUGCCGAGGCUACGUCUGGCUCCACUUCAAGAAUGAGUUCGAUUGUGAUAGAUAUGAUCAUCUGAGUCUUGCCGGACCAUCACUUGUAUACCGCAUGAUAGCCAAUGUUGGCCCAAUGUUGUGUGCUGCCGGCGGAAUCGGGAAUCGACUCAUUCUGGGAUUCGACCCAAAGGGGAUCCCUCAACGUAACACACGAGUCUCGAUGAGUCCGCAGCUCGGCCAUGGAGGAAUUGUUGAUGUGCGCACGCUAGAUCAGUAUUUCUCUAUGGCUGCUUUGGUGAUCACGGUCGUUGCUGUGGCUCUGGUCGUUUCAGCUGCACUGGGGGGCAAUAGGUUGUGGAAACACUUGCAGGAGCCCAACCCAAAGCUGCCGGGACCUUUACUUAAGCAUACAUAUUCUCUGCCAUACUUGGGAAAAGAUGCUGCUCCUCUUAUGGGUGAUACUGUCGGGGUUCACAGAAGGAGGAACUCAGAAACAGGAACCAUCGCAUACACAUCAGAAGCAUACGUCCAAGUUGGAAUACAGAAAGAGGUAGCACAUUUCUUUCAGCCCGAUGGUGGGCCUCCGUCGGCACGAGCGGGAUCGUGGCAGGUGCGGCAGAAUGUCAUUGCUAGUUGGAGGACUUAUCGAACAUCGAUAGCGUUCGCCCGCUUCUUGAUGGACAGAAGCUGGGCCGAUGGUGGGAGGCUGACCCGACGUUCAGUGUUCGCGGAUGAGCAGCUUUUGAGGGCUCAGUCAAGGUGCCGUUUCAUCACCAUCUCUAUGACGUUUUUGAAUGACAUUCGUUGA